AUAGGAUAUACCUCCUUGAGAUAGGAUGCUGAAUAGGUGAGUGUCCUUGUUUUUCUUCUAACAGGGAGCCUGAAGGGAAAAAUCUGUAAAAAUGCCGAAAAGCGGUGGUAUAUCGGAUGACACUGGGAAGAUCCUGGCGCUCGAGGAUCUUAUUGCGGUCAUUGACCGACAUGAGAAGACUCCAAGCAAUGUCCCUAAGGUCGACACUUUUCACUUCAAUGGAGAGAGAGUCUCAGACUGGCUGGAUCGGGUGAAACAAGCAAUGGUGGGACUUUCGGAUGCAGUGAAAUUCCAGCGGAUCAUGAGAUAUGUGCUUUAUGGGCACCAUCAGGAGGUGCAGAGGGUGGUCAGUGACGCCAAUGGCGAUUGGGCCAGGUUUAGCGAGGGAAUGCAAAGGAAGUACAGGCUGGGCGAUGACCUGUUAACCACGGGAGACCUGGAAGCAAUGAACAAUGGUAACUUCACUACGAUAGGGGCCUUCGUACAUGAAUUUAAGAAAAGGGCAAGGAAGGUCCACGGGAUCUCUGAGGAGACACAGUGUGCCAUCUUUCUGGGACUACUUACUGCAUCGGGGGCCCAGGAGUUGACAAGUCAUGGAGGAGGGAGUACUAAGCUCACCUGGGCCACCAUUCACAAGGGGGUGGAAGAUAGGAGCCUAGACCAGGUGGAGCAACACCAGGUACGGCUGCAAAGACAGAAGAGAAAGGAGAGGGAUGCUACGGCAUCUGGGACUCUAGGGGUAAGAAAAAUUAUCACUGACAUACUAACAGAGUUAGACCCGGUGAUACAGAGAAAGGUGGCAGCGACAAUUCAGGGAAAGGCCAAAGAGCCCGUAAUAGAGGAAGCUGCCCAGGAAGGGUGGGAAAAAGAGGAGACGGUGCCUCCGCACCUCUCGAAAAUGCAGCGUAAGCAGCGCAAUUUGACGCAAGGGGGGCAAGGUUCGGGAAGGGGCCAGAUGCCCCAAGCGGUGGUAGCUGCCUCCCCGAGUGCGUCGGCACCUUCGAGUAGUGCAGGAAAAAGGAAAAAGACUGUGGAAGUGGAGGAUGACGAUGAUGAGGAGGAAGAAGAUGAGAGGUUGCGCCAGGAAGAAGACCAGAGGGCGGAGCUGAGGGCUAAGAAGAGGGAAGCCAGGGAAGAGACCGAGCCGGUUCUGCGCGACAUGCCGCCCAGGAAAAAGAAAUACGCGGUUCGGUUGGAAGAAGGGUUCGACGUGGAGAAGGUGAUCGAUAGGUUGUUAGAAGGACAUAACGACCUCAUGACCUUAAAGGAAAUCCUAGCGUCAGCCCCUAAGCUCCGCGAUGGAUUGAAGGGGAGGUUGUCGCGGCGUCUGGUGCCCAACGUCCACCGGGGUACGAUCCUGCCCAAGGAGGCGGAGUGGGCAGAGUCGGGCACGAAGAUGGACUGGAAGUGUAUGGCCUGCGGCACAGUGGAUUUGGUAGUGAAGGGCUCCAAGUGUACAGCGAUGGUGGACAUAGGGGCGAAAAUGAAUAUCAUUCAGGAGGCGGAUGCCAUCAAGUUCGGACUGGAUAUAGACCGAUCUGACUACGACAUUCUACAUGGGGCAAGUUGCAGGGCCGUGUUUUGUGGGACAACCUCGAAUGUGUUCAUCGAGGUUGGGAAAGUAAAAGUCAGGGCAUGCUUCUUCGUCAUGCCAGACGUGGAUCACGGAAUCCUCCUGGGGAGGUCAUUUUUGAGCAGGACGGAAACAGUGAUAUUCAAUAAGCAUAACGGGACUUUGAUCCUCCUCCUAUGCGACCCUGCCUGCGGGAAUUAUGAGGUGAUCACCUGCAGGAAUACGGGGCCAAAAAGCAUAAGGAAUCGGCCCAAUCCAGGGUCUUUCACGAUCGAAGAGUCGGAGGGUGAGCGCCGGAGGCUCCGGACAGAGCCAGAAGAGGAAGCGAGGGUUGAAGCAUUCUCCCUCAGCCUGUCGGACGUGGGAAAGGCCAUGGAUUUUGUGGCCGCACAUGAGAUGGCAGAUCUGGAUGCCAUUCAGGCAUUGAGAGAGCAGAUCCAACGGUGCCAGGUGGUGACGUACAUCUGGAUGUUUAACUUCGAGUUGGAACGGAUUCCUGGAAGCAAGAACCGGGCGGACGGGCUGAGUCGUAUCAACUGGGAUGGUAAAAAAGGAGAGGCAGUGGAGAAUACGCCCCCAGUUGAUGGAUUUUUGGAUCAAGAGGAAGAUGUUCGUCUUCACAUUAACAAGUGGUCGCCGCGAGUGCCCAGUUGUGUGGGCCAUCCUAUCUGGCAAACGCCAUGCGAGUAUGAACGGAAGGCAAAGCUAGUCCUUAAGCCUUUUGAGGAGGAGGAUCCCUGGGGUGGUAAAGAUGUUCAGUGGAUGAUGGAGUUGGCGUUGGCUCGAUCGCAUAACUUAGUAGAAGAUAUGAGGGCAAUAGAGGAAGGGUCAGACCAGGUAGAAAGGCAUGAGGAAUUGAUGGGGGGGAUGUAUCUCCUCGUCAACAUGCUACUGCAGGAAAGCCUCGAUCAAGCAGGCUCGUUGAAUCCGGCGGGGAAUGAGGACGAGGUGCCCGAGAGCCAUGACGACGAGUUUGAAGAAGGUGAGAUCAAAGAGGCCUUUCGUGCAGAGGAGUAUGAAGGAAUCUACCUGGAGUUGGGACUCCUUCUGUCAUGCGAAGUACGGCUUAGGGAUGCGAGCGAUAAGGCUCAGAGGAUGAUGCAGCGCUACUUAGUGCGAGAUGGCCAUCUUUUCGUGAGGAGAGAAGUGAGGAAUCCCAGGAGAGUUGUCUGCGGUAGAAAUCGUCAGAUUGACGUCAUGGCAGCACUUCAUGAUGGCAUUGCAGGAGGACAUCGAGGGGUACAAGCCACAUAUGCCAAAAUAAGUGAGCUGUACUACUGGGAUGGAAUGAUGGACAUGAUUGGGAAGUUCUGCCGAUCUUGGAAGGAAGUAAUAGAGGUUGGAAAGGACACGCCCCCUCGGACGCCAGCGGUAGGUUUGAGACUCGGGGAUACACUAGGGAGCACUCGCCAGGAAGAAGGGGGGUUGCAGAGGGAGGAGGCCCCUUUGCCUUCAUCAGAAAAGGCUCCUUCGCCAGAGAGAAGAGCAGAAAGGAGGAGAGAGACCGCAGCUGUAAGGAGAGAAGCCUUGGCCCUGAUUGACAGACACCUAGCAGCUCAUGCCCUGGAGCACCCAGACCUGGAGGAGCCAGCACCUGCAGAGCCGCGCCAGGAGCCGUGCCAGCCCGAGAAGGAGGUGGAGGCAGAGAUCCCGAAGAGGGUCGACCUCCGCACGAGGGAGAGGGCGCCGACUGGAGAAACGGCUGAAGAAAAGAGAGCGCGAAGAAGCAGGAGGAUAGAAGAGAUAUGGCAAGAGAGACAGAGGUUGGAGGCAGCGGGGGCACUUUCGGAGCAGCAGCAGGAAAAGCAGAAAUUGGAGGCAGAAGGGACACUUCCGGAUCAGCCACCCAACGCGCCACCUAAGGCCCCUGAAAUCCCAGAGAUGUGGAGAGACUUCUGGGAGCAAAGGGGAGAGGAGCUUCCAUCGCCAACAAGAGUCGGAUUCGGGGUAGCAAGGAAGGCAGAGGAGAGGCUGGAUCGCAAGAUCAGAUUCUUAACCAAGACAACGUUUGACCGGUACUUGUUGCUGGAGAGCGAUCUGGCAGGAAAGAAGAUGAAGGUCGAGAGCCAUGGGCUACGUUUGGAGACGAUGGAGGUAGAGAUCCAGGAGCUCGGGACUCUAGUGGCUAGUCAGGCUGCCAUUAUUGAGGGCUUGAGGCAGCAGCUUCGAGGGGGAGCGGACAAGGCCGAGAGCAACCGACAGGGGGAGCAGAGGCAGCCAGGACAGGGCUCGCCAGGACAACCAUCUGCAGCGGAGCCCUGCCAGGAGCCACCUAUGGGGAAAGUUAUCCUGGAACCAGAGGAGGCGAGAGCCCAGAGGGAGGAAGAGAGAGAGGCCUUCGAGUUCAGAGCCCCUACGUAACUCGCGACACUACCUAUAGUAGCGGCAAACCCAGUCAUGCCAUUGGCAG
Chara braunii is the source of this 3983-nucleotide messenger RNA. The record is from the annotation of a GenBank genome assembly. Lineage: Eukaryota; Viridiplantae; Streptophyta; Charophyceae; Charales; Characeae.